Messenger RNA from Osmerus eperlanus (European smelt), 1437 nucleotides. RefSeq names its product high mobility group nucleosome binding domain 1a (gene hmgn1a). The coding region runs from base 115 to 471 and encodes 118 amino acids. The record is from RefSeq and is a predicted model, not a curated record. Gene Ontology annotation, molecular function: nucleosomal DNA binding. NCBI's taxonomy places the organism in Eukaryota, Metazoa, Chordata, Actinopteri, Osmeriformes, Osmeridae. Gene Ontology annotation, cellular component: chromatin; nucleus. The transcript has 7 exons.
GCCCGUCAGGUUGGUAGGAUAAGGAAUACAAUAUACAGAGGGGGGAUCCAAUCCGGUUUGAGCUAGUUCCUGUGCUGAUAGAACAUUUAUGUUAACAAAACAAGCUAAGCAACCAUGCCGAAAAGAAACAAAGCUAAUAAUGAAACUGAGGUGGAGCCAAAGAGGCGAUCCCAGAGGCUGUCAUCUAAACCUCAGGCAGAGCCCAAGGCAAAGGCAAAGCCACAGAAGUCACCCGCUAAACCCAAAAAGGCAAAGGAAGUAGUGAAGGCCAAACCCGAGAAGAAGGAAGAGCCGGAGGAGGAGGAAGAGGAAGAGGCCCCAGCAGAGAACGGAGAGGCCAAGGCUGAGGAGGAGGAGGCACCAGCAGCAGAGGAGCCAGAAGCUGAGGAGGCCGAUGAGCCCGAGCAGAAAGAGGAGGAGGAGGAGGCAGAGGAGGAGGCAGAGGAGGAGGCAGAGGAGGAGGCAGAGUAACUGCCUGGUCACCAGUGCUCCCUGUACCUCCUUUCUUGUACAAUGCAGAGGAUAUUUUUAUCAACUAUUUUCUUAAAAAAACAAAACAGGUUUUUUAGUAGUAUGAAUGUAGAAACACAUUUUUAUUUUUUGUUUUGUUUUUUAUACGAAAAAAAAAAGACAUUUGGAGAUUGUCUCCGUUGUAUCCCACACUUACACAUCUCUGAAAGAAAUGUUAUGGUCAUUGUGUGGUCAAUGUUUCUUUUUUUCUUUAUUGUCUAAUUUUGUUUUCAACAAGGGGAGGGGACAGGUUGGAGCUAAAACAUGCAAUCAUGCCAAUAUCAGGAAUUUGUUGUUCAACUAGGAGAGGUUGCCUAAGACUAACAUUCCAUAGGCUAUAUGAGGGACUGUGUAAGUAACCUGUAUUGUGGUGGGGGCAGGGGGGGCUAAUACUUUUUUGUUUAUAAUGGGGGUGUAGGACAGGGGGAGGGGGCUGACUGUUAAAACUUUUCUCUAUGAAUAUUAACUCCUUUAUCCAUGCAGUUAUUUUUCCCUUUUUUGGUUAAUCAUACUCACUAGUACUGGAUUUCUUUGUCAGACCCGUGCAUUAUGUGAAAUGGUUCUUGUCUCUGUUUGGCAAUAACAUUUGUAUAGCUGCUGUGAAAGUAGGUUUUUCAUUAUUUCGAUAUGCAGUAUGUAACGGUACAUUGUGAGGAUGAUUAAAUGGACUGGGGUGUUGUUAGCCAAGCUAAUUAACGUCACACACAAUACAGUGUUAAACAUACUGGCUCUAGAAUAUCCUUCUGGGAUAUACUGUUAAACAAAUGACUGUAAUUUCACUUAAGAUCACAAGUGAACAUACCCAAAGUAGCAACAUUCUCAUGUGGUUUUAGGAUUUAUGUACCAAUGUACAGUUUUCUCAGUUUUUUGUAGCUGUGUCUGUGUAAUGGUUGGUAUAGAAAAUGCCAAUUAAAUGGUUGUAAAAUC